Molecule: messenger RNA, 1231 nt
Organism: Gadus morhua (Atlantic cod)
Lineage: Eukaryota; Metazoa; Chordata; Actinopteri; Gadiformes; Gadidae
Product: probable alpha-ketoglutarate-dependent hypophosphite dioxygenase
Exons: 7
Coding region: 210-995 (261 amino acids)
Source: RefSeq, a predicted model, not a curated record
UGUGACUUGCCUGAUUCUCACCACAGUGACUUGGGACUUGCUUGAGACUUGAAGGUUAUGACUUUAGACUUGCUUGUGACUUGCACAUUAAUGACUUACCCCAACCUCUGCCAGGAUCAAACCCCCUGACACCUCUGAGAGAGAAAGCCAAAAGGAACACGGAGAGAAACACACAGUUGAAUACAGGAGCAAGAACAGUGGAAGCAGAGAUGAGUGCACAAAAGCUACAGGACACCUACAACCAGCAGGGUUACGUCUCAGGGCUGCCUGUUUUGAGCCCUGCGGAGCUGUCGGACGCCAGGCAGGCAUUCUCUGCCCUGGAGGAGGAGUUUGGUAAGGAGUACACCCAGUACAGCCUGCACAAUGUCCACCUGCAGUACCAAUGGGUGAUGGCUCUGGCCAAGAACCCCCGGCUGCUGGAGGCCAUCAAGUCCGUCGUGGGCCCCGAUGUCCUACUGCUUGACUCCCGCUUCAUCUGUAAAUACCCGACAUCCGGCGCUGGUGCUGCUACGACGGAUCAGGCUGAUGGGACCGUCCCAGAACACCAGCUCCCCUAUGUGGCCUGGCAUCAGGACAUGAGGUAUUGGGGCAUCGAUGGAGGGCCGGUGCUCUCUGUGUGGCUGGCCCUGGACGACUCGCUGGAGGAUAACGGAGCGUUGAAGGUUAUACCAGGGACUCACCGCAGCGGCAUGCUACCACAUGAGCUAGCUAAGCGCCAUGGCAACAUGCUGUCGGUCAACCAGGAGAUCCCUGAGCACCUGGUGGACAGCGGGAAGGCUGUCCUCUGUCCCCUGUUGGCCGGACAGAUGUCUAUCCAUGAUGGAUUCCUGGUUCACGCCAGUGACCCCAACAUGUCCCAGAGGAGGCGCUGUGGUCUGGUGAUCCGUUACGUCCCACCCUUUGCCUACCCCAUCCAUGACCUUGACCGACCCAGGAAGUUCAAUGCAGUGGUGUUGGCCAGUGGAACAGACCAGUUCAAUCAUUUCUCCAGCUGAAACCUUUUGCUUUUCUACCUUUAACUGAAUAUUUACAAACAUUAAAAGUCAUACACUGUUAUGGUAUGACGUUUAGGUCUAUGAAACGACCACCUUAUAUUGUAUUUGCUCUGAUGCGCAUGCCCUGUGAACAAUGAUUUGAUUUAUCUUAACCUAUGUGAUUUGUUCAUCUACAUUUAUUUAUCUACUAUAUCUGUAUUUAUAUUAGUGUCAAAUAAAAAGAAAGUCAUACCCAG